CUUUAUUUCUGGAAAUCUCCAAAAGGGUCAGGGCCUGCUGCGUACGAAAUCAAUCCUCCUCCUCAAUUUCGGCUGUUGAAGCUUGGCCACGGGACAAACCCACUAUCCGCUGCGACGUGGACACCUCAUCCCGCUGCCCUUGCGCUACUGUAAAUAGUCACGCUCACUAAAAUUCAUUUGGUGCUGCGUGAUGUGAUGCCUCAGUUCAUGGUGCACGGGCAUACCGACAGGGCCAGCCAGGGAGACAAGACAAAUGAGGGAGCCAAAUGAAAGAUUUUGGACUGUAACAGAGUGAGUCUGUGAGGCUGCUGCCGACGUUUUACGGCAUCCCAAGUCUAGACUUGGCUAUUCUGUGCCUCACGAGUAUCACGGCCUCGAUCUAGAUCAUGCAUCAACGUCUUUUUGAUUGUCGAGUUCAGCUACUGUCGUCGAUUCUACACUCAAUCAAACAGAAGCACAGCCACGACGCUCUCCCGUGUUGCCAUGCAUACACACACGACGGAGACGAGACAGCUUGACAGGGAUCGACUUUCUAUCUGGAUAUGUGAUGUCAGAUGCAUCCGUCACCACCACAACCACAAUCAUUGAACCCAUCCGCCAUCGAGUUAGUGAGCAUGAGCACAAACACCUUCUGUCAAAAGUCAAUGAAUAAACCCCAGUGACGAUCCGGAUCGGAAUGUUAAUCGUCUCCCCUUUUAGUUAGGACUUGGGAGUGUCUGCCAAGACUGGAAAUCUCCGCUACCUUUUGAGACUCUUUCAUUCUCAUGCGAUGCUCGUCCUCAUUCUCUUUCUCAUUCUCAUUCCCGUGGCGCUACCAUUUCAAUUCAUCACAGCCCAACUGACUCCCUCACUUCGGAACAUUCAGUUCCGUCCUCGGCGCCAAUGACAUCAACUACAUUAGCAUUCGUUUUCUCUCCCCCCCCCCCCCCCCGAUCUCCAAAUUAACUCACCUCUCCCUACAACGGUAGCUCAAUGACGAUCUGACUUACAGUGCAGUCACUGUAUCUGCGAUCAUAAUUACCUAGCUCCAUUGGUUUGUUUACUUGGCUAUCUCUCUUGAUCAUCGCGCUACUGUUCAUCGAGCAAGAGACACUCCAUUCAUCGGCCCUGUCUUGAUCAUUAGACCAUCCUUUGUUCUUUUAGUCUGUCAAGGUUGAUGCCCAUUAAUGUCUUUCAAUCCCUUCAACGACAUCAUGACUUUCUCACCGCUUGGCGAUGGCGAUAGGGAUCCAGCAGUCGUUUCUUCAAACAGUUCUCGAGAUCUGAGAACGAAAAUACUACAGAUGCAACUUCAUCUACGUAUCCCAGUCAAUCAUUCAUUCCAAAAGGCUAGACUCUCCACAAAUGCAUGCGCCAUUCUUCAUCUGGCCCUAGCGCAAUCAGGAUGAUGCUGGUUCAGCUGAAAUGGUACGUGCCUGUAAUUUUAUCUCGACGCAUCAACCUUCAAGAUGUCGCGAUUCGACCAAUGAGAUCUCCUCUGACGUGAAUUUAUUGAAUUCCCACAUGUCUCCCUCAAUUUUUGGCUUUGCGUUGCUUUGCUUGCAGCGUGGCCGUUACCGCAAACGUCGCCUAACAAAGCAUAUUGCGGCUUCACAGAUUGGGCCUCCCAUGGCUGCGUCACCAUUACAGACUGGUCCAGAACGUUGUUUUCCGUAUGUAACUUUUCGUGAGUGUCAAGACGAGGCCUCUUGAUUGUAAAGCUCUUUGUUCAACUCAGACACAGUCACGUGUGUAUUACCGUACAGCCAUCGGCUACGAUCCCUUGGUUAUCCGUUGAAUCUGAAUGUCGGCAUUUGUGUUUCACCUUGUGGCUGUUUGCUUAAACAUUCCUGAUCUACUCUGCGUAUGGUUGCCUCAAUUGUUGCCAUGUAAAGGUGAAGCCUUGUCGUAGAGCAUCUUGGGUAACGGACCGUUGUUGAUUGAGACCGGGAAUCUGGGCUUGGAACACCAAGAGUGGCUUCAAUCCAAGUUGCCCUUGAUGAAGCGUACAUUCCCUUCACGAAGAAGCAGAAAUGUAGAGCUUGACCCUGCAUAAAGAGGCGAGCUCCUAGUGUACACAAAGCUGCGAUGCCUUCGGCGUACAACGGUGAACGGAUGUUUGUGUGAGACGGAGCAAACUCUUUUCUGUUGUACCAGCUUGGAACGCAGGCCGAGGUGCCAGGUUGCUCUUUGGAGGAAAUUCUAUCCAAAUGACAGAUACUCGCGACUAGACAUGGAAAUCUCGACCACGCGCUUAUUCAUACCAACUGUGAUUCACUAACAAGAGCAAGCUUUCGUCAAACUUAAGGGACGAGUCGCUUGUACUACAGAGAUAUGUAUUUCUGGCGACAUUAUCAAGAUAUAGCAAUCUUGUCAUUCAUGACGAGAGCCCGACAAGCAGAGAGUACUCGACGGUUGAUGAAGGUUUGUGAACAAUACCCGGGGUUCCAUCUCAAGACCGUCGCAGCUCGAUUGUUAAUGGCCUAAACGCAUCCAUUUCUCGGGGUUACCGGUUACUACUUACCAUAAAGACAAAGAAAGGAAACAAUUUGACCGUUUUCGAGUCUUUUGAUUGCUCAAGCAAUGUCUAUGCGCCCACCAUGACCAUGGCGAAUGGCACUUGCAACAAAGAGCUGGUUUCUUUGUUCUUUGAAUAGCAUCACAUCAAUCACCCGGCCCUACAGGUGCCAAUAUUGUGACAGACUACUAGAAAGAUUUCUUUAUGUCUGUUUAUGAAUAGAUAUCUCAUUAUCCUUUUCAAAGAAAAUCCAUCCUGUUCUGAUCUCUGUCCUGUCAACCUGUAACUCUCUUAUCACUCUGUGCCAACACCUGUAUUCUAGUUCGCUAUGGUAGCUUUGCGAGCAGCGGGGAAGCAGAAGGAGGGCACUCAACCUCUCUUCGUCCCUUCCAACGAUUACGCAACCUCCUACAGAUCCAACUUGUUCACCCCAGACAAUGGCAUCUUAGACCCUCAAGAUCUCGAACUUCUACAGCACAUCAACUGCUCCUACUUCUCGUCCGGCCGUCCUCCCACUCUUCUCGCCCUCAAGCAGCAUGCCCAGUCUCUCACCAACAUCAUCCGCAAGCUUGCUCCGUCUACCACCACUCGUCCUGUAGGCACAGGGGAUGUCGAUUCUAAAGGUUGGAUCUUCCAGAAGAACGAGGCUUUUGACUGGUUGAACAACCUCAACAGUCCGUAUGAGAACGAUGACCCGUUUCACCAUGAUCCUCUUUUUGCUCUUCACAAUGUCGUCAAGUCAGAGUCUGAAGUGCAUGGGAUCGAACAUCGUUGUCCUUUGACACAAGUUGAGGAUUUUGGUCCUUCGGCCAAGGAGGGAGAUAUCCGUCGUCCUUACAUGACACACCACGAUCUCAUCAUGCAUGCGAACGAGUGUCUUGAAAUCAUCGAUCAUGAGUACUCUUCUACUGGCGGCUUGAUGUCGAUUCUUCCAACUGGUUUCGAAGACCCCGAGGAUAAGAAAACGAACCAUCCUUUGAGAGAAUCGCAACUCGAAGCUGCUCGCAACUGCCUUCUUGGUCAAUGGAUUCUUCAUCAUCAGCAUCUUAUCGGUCGUAUACACGAACUCGAAAUCAACUACGCCAACGCUACCGACGUCCUGAAAGGAGAAGCCCUCGUCCCACAGCAGUUGUUGGGCCGUGCCGGUGCCGAUGGCGUCUCAGGGGGCCGUGAGAUUGUCUAUCCACAGGAUAAGUACAUCCUCGUGAACUGCGGCGAAGAUAUCAGAAGCUACAUCCACCGUCUUAUCGAUGUUGCCGAAGCACAGAUCGAACAGAAGGAGAAGAUCUGGAAAGCAAGCGGUGUGAUUGGCGAACGAAUCUGGAACGAGGAACGAGGCGGCAAAGUCUACGCCAAAGGCAUUGUCCCUAUAGAUCUUCUAACUCGCUUCUACCGCAUCAAGGGCAAAGGCCAUCAGUCUCCUCUCUUUGUCAUACCAGCAGCCGAGCAGCAUCCUGGCGUGAAGAGCACACGACUCAUGGAGGAGAGACCAACUGUGGUAUCUAUUGUGACUCCAACUUGGCCAGAGCGGGUGUCUGCCAUUGAGGCAAAGAACAAAGAGCGUCUAGAGAGAGCGGAUAAGCUGGUGUCUGAGAAUCAGUUCCUGGUUCGUGAGAUGGCUGAGCUGAAGGACAGAUUGGCUGUUCAGAAUUCAGAGAUCAAGCGCAUGACUGAUCAGUUGGCUUGGUAUGAAGAACACGCGGAGGUUGUGAGAAAGGAACCACAGGAUUAAGGGUCGAUUUUCUUUGUUGUCAAUUGACGUUCGGGUUCCGUCUUGGAGUUUGACGGACAAGAAGCUGGCCAGAUGGAGAAAUACAGUCCUAGAUGUGCCAAGUUUAUCAGCAUGAUAUUAUAGCCAUACAUUUAUUUCCAUCUGUUGGACAAUUCGCUCUAUUGAGCAUGCUGGGAACAGGCAGAAAUGCUACAUUAUCAUUACCUAGUCUAAUUCGCAAUCUAUGACCAUUUCACCCCGA
Messenger RNA from Fusarium odoratissimum NRRL 54006, 4470 nucleotides. RefSeq lists its product as uncharacterized. The transcript is spliced from 2 exons. NCBI's taxonomy places the organism in Eukaryota, Fungi, Ascomycota, Sordariomycetes, Hypocreales, Nectriaceae. The coding region runs from base 2826 to 4229 and encodes 467 amino acids. The record is from RefSeq and is a predicted model, not a curated record.